CCUAUCCCGGCGGCCCUUGGGGCGGCUGUGUCCUCUCUUCCCUUCCGUCGCCCGAGUAAAGUCUCAUAAGCGCAAGGGGAGGAGGGGAAGGGCUAGAGGAGCAGGAGAGCCAUGGUCACUGUAGCAACGAUAUCCGGGUUCCUGGCACAGCUCAGUGAAACCUUCCGUGUUCGUUGGUAACCUUGGCAACAGAUAACUAGCUGGAAGCGGCGGAGCCAUGGCGGAGGUGGCAGCCAGACCGCCUGCAUCCUUCCUGGCAGCCAAAGAACCUCCAAAAGCCCGCUCAGCAAGAGAUGCCUUGGACACCUUGGGAAAGAGAUGGACAGUGCCAGAACUGCGCAGUCUGGAGAAUAGGAACUGGCUGAUCCACUUGUACUACAUCCGCAAAGACUAUGAUUCCUGUAAGAUUGCUAUAAAAGAGCAACUUCAAGAGACCCAUGGGAUGUGUGAAUAUGCAGUCUAUGUUCAAGCUUUGAUAUUUCGACUGGAAGGGAAGAUUCAUGAAUCACUUGAGCUUUUCCAGACUUGUGCUAUUCUCUCACCUCGGAGUGCAGACAACCUCAAGCAAGUGGCCCGAUCACUGUUUCUUUUGGGGAAACACAAAGCAGCCAUUGAAGUGUACAAUGAUGCAGCCCAGCACAACGAGAAGGACUGGGAGAUCUGCCACAACUUGGGUGUCUGCUACAUGCAUCUGAAAUAUUUCAAUAAGGCAAAAGAUCAGCUAAAUAAUGCCCUGGAGCUCAACCAACAUGACCUGACAUACAUGACGCUGGGGAAAAUCCACCUGUUGGAAGGGCAGACGGACAAAGCCAUUGAAGUCUAUAAGAAAGCAGUGGAGUUCUCUCCAGAAAACACAGAGCUCCUUACAACUCUGGGCUUGCUGUAUCUGGAGCUCAAAGUUUAUCAGAAAGCCUUUGAGUAUCUUGGGAAUGCACUCACAUACGACCCCAGCAACUACAAGGCCAUUUUGGCAGCUGGCAGUAUGAUGCAGACGCAUGGAGACUUUGAUGUAGCCCUCACCAAGUACCGGGUAGUAGCUUGUGCUGUUCCUGAAAGUCCCCCGCUCUGGAACAACAUUGGAAUGUGCUUCUUUGGCAAAAAGAAAUACGUGGCGGCCAUCAGCUGCUUGAAACGAGCAAACUAUCUUGCUCCCUUUGAUUGGAAGAUUCUGUACAACCUUGGUCUCGUCCAUCUGACAAUGCAGCAGUAUGCCUCUGCUUUCCACUUCAUCAGCGCUGCUGUCCACCUCCACCCAAAGUUGGCAGAACUCUACAUGUUGUUAGCAGUUGCUUUGACAAAUCUUGAAGAUACAGAGAAUGCCAGGGUAGCCUAUCAAAAAGCAUCAGCAAUGGACAUGUGCAACCCUCUGAUUAAUCUGAACUAUGCAAUCCUGCUCUACAAUCAGGGGGAUAAGAAAGGGGCUGUUCUCCAGUACCACGAGAUGAAAAGAAAAGUCCAUGCAUUAAAAGAGAGCACACUGGAGUUUGACCCUGAGAUGGUAGAUGUAGCCCAGAAACUAGGUGCUGCCUUACAACUGGGAGAGGUCGCAGUCUGGGCUAAACCUGGUAAAGACUCCAAAUCAAAGCAGCAAGCAAGUGCAUCUAGCAAAUCCUCCAGUGCACAGCCUUUGGGCACUAACCAAGCUCUGGGACAGGCCAUGUCUUCUGCAGCUGGGUAUGCCAAGACCAUGAUUGCAGGUGCUGGAGGUUCAACUCAGCUGGCAAAGCUUCCCUCCCUGCCACUGGAGCCCAAGCCCAACUCUGAUCUUGAGAAAACCACAUCUCCUGCAGAAGGGCAGGAGCAGAGUCAGUCCAUAGAACAAGACAAGGAAACCUGAAGAGAUGACUAGGACAGCUCAUAGAGCUGCAGAACUCGCACUGCUAGCCAGAGAGGGGCAAGGUGUGUAAAGUCAAGAUCGCAUAAAUCUUGCUCCAGCAUGAGGUGGUCCUUGCUCCCUCCUUGAGCCAACAAAAUGCUUGGGAACUGGUUGAUUUUUUCCCAGUAUUCUAAAUUAAAAGAAAGAUUAAAGAUACUCUCACACUAUUCCCUAGAAGCAGCUAUCUCUUUGCAGCAGGAAGAGCAGCUGGUUAUCUUUCAAGUCCCCAACAGAAAAAAAUUGCAGUGAGGUGCCUUAAAUAUUGAGACUGCAGCAUUCCUCUCCUUGUGCUUUUCUAGUGGCUUUUACUUACCCUCAUAACAUAUCUGUACUAGCAGCAGCUAGCUGGUAACUGCGAAAGGCCAGCCUGAAGCACCUACUGCUGUACCCCUCAAAGCAGCUAACUGGUUCAGGGUUGUCAAAUGUGGAGUGCAAAUGCUUUAGCACCAGUCCUGUGCUUUCUGCUGCUGCUUUGGGAUCUCAGAGGGAUCAACCAAAUUAAUGACCAGAAGGUAUCUGCCUCUUCCUAUCACUGAAUGGUCAAAUGUAUUACUACAGCCCAUUUGGCAGAAGAGAAGUACUUUAUAUAUAAAGGAAGUGUUUUUAAUGUAAAUAGAAAUAUUUAAUAAAGGGAUCAAAACCGCUUCUCUAUAUUUAA
Rhineura floridana is the source of this 2534-nucleotide messenger RNA. It is a transcript of the gene BBS4, whose product is annotated as Bardet-Biedl syndrome 4. Gene Ontology annotation, cellular component: ciliary basal body. The record is from RefSeq and is a predicted model, not a curated record. Gene Ontology annotation, molecular function: protein binding. Lineage: Eukaryota; Metazoa; Chordata; Lepidosauria; Squamata; Rhineuridae. Bases 218 to 1837 code for a protein of 539 amino acids. Gene Ontology annotation, biological process: protein localization to cilium; cilium assembly. The transcript has 17 exons.